This is a messenger RNA of Nicotiana tabacum (common tobacco), 1249 nucleotides long. RefSeq names its product bark storage protein A. Gene Ontology annotation, molecular function: catalytic activity. Lineage: Eukaryota; Viridiplantae; Streptophyta; Magnoliopsida; Solanales; Solanaceae. Gene Ontology annotation, biological process: nucleoside metabolic process. The record is from RefSeq and is a predicted model, not a curated record.
UGCGUAUAUAAAUGAACUUGGUUAUACUGGUAGCAUGAACCAAAACUUGCUACAGUUCACAAUAUGGCUGCAAAACAAGUAGUCUUUCCAUUUUCUCUGAUAUUUGCUUUGGCAUUCAUCCCUUUACUUGUGUUUUCUGCACAAGCUGUUCCAUUAGAAAGGUUGAAUUCUUUAAAAGUUAUUAAAAGUGUGAAUAAAAAUGGCCCUUUUCUUGGUCUUGUCACAGUCUAUGCACCAGAAGAAGAAGCUUUCUUUAGUACUGGUGUCUUUAGGCCUGAUCCUAGACACCCCUUUGUUGAUUUAUCAGGUAGACGUUUCCAGAUUGGGAAGGUUGCAGGAAAGAAAGUCAUUUAUGUGAAAUGUGGAGUUGGAUUGGUGAAUGCAGCAGCAGCAACACAGCAGAUGUUGGAUCUGUUUGACAUAAAAGGAGUAAUCCAUUUUGGUAUUUCUGGUAAUGCCAACAGUUCUAUGCACAUUGGAGAUGUCACAAUCCCAUAUCAAGUUGCACAAACUGGGCUCUGGGAUUGGCUGAAACCAAAUGCAACUUUGGAACCAAAUGAUUUUGCUCAAUUUGAUUUCAAGAAUUAUAAUGCACCAAAAGGAGGGGAUAACAAGUUGGGGCGUGUUGGGUAUAGCACUGAGCAGUUUUAUUCAACUUCAGGGGAGGUUAAUGUACCUCAGAGACCAGUUUGGUUUAAUAUAACCAAGAAUUGGCUUCACGUAGCCUCUCACUUACAGGGGAUGAAACUGGAGCAGUGUGCAAAUUCAACUUUGUGUCUUCCCCAAAAGCCUAAAUUAGUUGUUGGACUUAAGGGGGCAACUUCAAACUUUUUCAUUGACAAUGCAGCUUACACAGAUUUCCUUUUCAAAACUUUUGGGGUUACAUCACUUGACAUGGAGAGCUCAGCUGUUGUAAUGACAUGCUUGUCAAAUGGCUACCCAGUUAUCGUAAUUCGUGGAGUAUCAGAUUUAGCAGGGACACAAGAAGGAGACAACACAAUUAGAUUAUUUGGACCUUUAGCUGCUCUAAACACAGCCAAAGUUGUUAUUAGUUUUGUCAAGUCACUUCCAGGAAACUAUAUUUCCAAAUUCUAGCAUGUUAAUAACAACUAGAAUAUUUCGUAAGACAGAUUUAGGACGAGAUUUGUGCGUCUAAUUGAAUUUACUAUCUUAGGUCGAACUAUGUAUGCAUAUGUGAAAAAUAUCCAAAUAUAUAUGUAUAAAAAGAUCACACUUAUUCGAUUCGAAA